AUGGGUAAUCCAAUUAGACCCAUUAUAUCAUCAAUUGGUACUUUUAAUUAUAAUUUUGCAAAAUUUUUGGUACCAAUAUUAACCCCUCUGACAUUAUAUGAGUAUACUGUUGAGAACACUAAAGAUUUUGUUAAUGAUAUAACUGCUUUGAAAAACAAUGAGCCUGUUGUUAUGGCCAGUGUAGAUAUACAAUCUCUUUUCACAAAUGUCCCAUUAGAAGAGACCACCAACCUUAUUGUGCAUGAACUCUUAAAUUCAAAGGAAUACCCUCAUCACCUGAAUGAAAAACAAAUCAAAAAAGCACUUCAACUGGCAACUGUCGACUCAGUAUUCACUUUCAGUGACAACCUAUAUACACAAAUAGAUGGCGUAGCCAUGGGGUCCCCCUUAGGUCCCACCUAUGCUAAUGCCUUUCUAUGCCACCAUGAAAAAGAAUGGUUAAAUCAAUGCCCUGAGGAGUUCAAACCAAAUUUAUACCGAAGAUACGUGGAUGAUACGUUUCUUCUUUUUAAAAAUUGUUCUCAAGUUGAACGAGAAUUCAUACCCAAGCAAACUGUUUUACAGAAUCCUAAGAAAAUUUCUAAACAAGAAACUUUCACCGUCUGCACCGGUGUUAUCAGUUGCAAAAGACUCUUGUUAUAUUACACUUCCAUACCUUGGACAUUUAAGUUUUAA
Penaeus monodon (black tiger shrimp) is the source of this 675-nucleotide messenger RNA. RefSeq lists its product as uncharacterized. NCBI's taxonomy places the organism in Eukaryota, Metazoa, Arthropoda, Malacostraca, Decapoda, Penaeidae. The coding region runs from base 1 to 675 and encodes 224 amino acids. The transcript is spliced from 2 exons. The record is from RefSeq and is a predicted model, not a curated record.